AUGUCAAGCUACGACCGAGCGAUCACCGUGUUUUCACCGAAUGGACACUUGUUUCAAGUCGAGUACGCUUUGGAGGCGGUGAGUAAAGGAUUGGUCUCUGUUGGUGUGAAAGGCAAAGAUUGCAUCAUCUUUGGAAUUGAGAAGAAGUCCAUCGCUAAGUUACAAGACCCACGAACUGUUCGAAAGAUCCAACAGAUCGACCAACACAUAUACACAACGUUCGCAGGGUUGACCGCAGACGCCCGCGUCUUAAUUAAUAAGGCUCGUCUUGAAGCGCAAAACUAUCGUAUGUCUAUGGAAGAUGCUCCAACAGUUGAGUAUGUCACAAAAGCAGUUGCAAAUUACCAACAAAAAUAUACACAACAAGGCGGAUCAAGACCGUUUGGUAUUUCGACACUAAUUGGAGGCUUUGACCCCGAUGGAACUCCAAGACUCUACCAAACAGAUCCUGCUGGGACUUGGACUGAAUGGAAAGCUCAUGUUGUUGGACGUAAUGCAAAAACAGUCGACGAGUACUUAGUCAAGGGAUUUGAAGACAAUAUGGACAUCGAGAAAGCACUUGUUGUUGUUGUGAGAGCACUUUUGGAGGUGGUUGAGAGUAAGAAUAACAUCGAUAUCGCCGUCUUCACACCCGACUUUAAAAUGACGAUGAUUGACGACAACAAACUCUCGCAAAUUGUCCAACAAAUCGAGAAGGACAAAGUUGCCGAGGCCGGAGAGAAGAAACCAAUUUUGCAAUAA
Molecule: messenger RNA, 741 nt
Organism: Entamoeba invadens IP1
Lineage: Eukaryota; Evosea; Mastigamoebida; Endamoebidae
Product: proteasome subunit alpha type-7, putative
Exons: 1
Coding region: 1-741 (246 amino acids)
Biological process (GO): ubiquitin-dependent protein catabolic process
Cellular component (GO): proteasome core complex; proteasome core complex, alpha-subunit complex; nucleus
Source: RefSeq, a predicted model, not a curated record